This is a messenger RNA of Physeter macrocephalus (sperm whale), 1640 nucleotides long. It is a transcript of the gene IFT57, whose product is annotated as intraflagellar transport 57. The transcript has 11 exons. Gene Ontology annotation, biological process: non-motile cilium assembly; intraciliary transport. Gene Ontology annotation, cellular component: cilium; centrosome; Golgi apparatus. Lineage: Eukaryota; Metazoa; Chordata; Mammalia; Artiodactyla; Physeteridae. The coding region runs from base 123 to 1406 and encodes 427 amino acids. The record is from RefSeq and is a predicted model, not a curated record.
CCUGGUGAUGGGUUGCCCGGCGGUCGCCUGGUAACCGGCCGCGGAGGUCCUGGCUGCGCCAGCGCAGGCCGCGGAGGUCUGUGGGCCGGAGCUGACGGUAGACUCUUUCUGUCUGUUCCGCGAUGGCAGCGGCAGUGGUCACGCCGUCGGGUUUGGAGGAUGGGGUGUCUCGGUCCCGCGGCGAAGGGGCAGGGGAGGUGGUCGUGGAACGGGGCCCUGGCGCGGCCUACCACAUGUUCGUGGUGAUGGAGGACCUGGUGGAGAAGCUGAAGUUGCUCCGCUAUGAGGAGGAUCUCCUCCGGAAAAACAACCUGAAGCCCCCGUCCAGACACUAUUUUGCACUGCCUACCAAUCCUGGGGAACAGUUCUACAUGUUUUGCACUCUUGCUGCUUGGUUGAUUAAUAAAGCAGGACGCCCCUUUGAGCAGCCUCAAGAAUAUGAUGACCCUAAUGCAACAAUCUCUAACAUAUUAUCUGAACUUCGAUCAUUCGGGAGAACUGCAGAUUUUCCUCCUUCAAAAUUAAAAUCGGGUUAUGGAGCACAUGUAUGCUAUGUUCUUGACUGUUUAGCCGAAGAAGCAUUAAAAUAUAUUGGUUUCACUUGGAAAAGACCAACAUACCCAGUGGAAGAAUUAGAAGAAGAAACUGUUGCAGAAGAUGAUGCAGAAUUAACAUUAAAUAAAGUGGAUGAAGAAUUUGUGGAAGAGGAGACAGACAAUGAAGAAAACUUCAUUGAUCUCAGUGUUUUGAAGGCCCAGACCUAUCGCUUGGAUAUGAACGAGUCUGCCAAACAAGAAGAUAUUUUGGAAUCCACAACAGAUGCUGCGGAAUGGAGUCUAGAAGUGGAACGUGUACUACCACAACUGAAAGUCACGAUCAGGACUGACAAUAAGGAUUGGAGAAUCCAUGUUGACCAAAUGCACCAGCACAAAAGUGGAAUUGAAUCUGCUCUAAAGGAGACCAAGGGAUUUUUGGACAAACUUCAUAAUGAAAUUAGCAGGACUCUGGAGAAGAUUGGCAGCCGAGAAAAGUACAUCAACAAUCAGCUUGAGCACUUGGUUCAGGAAUAUCGUGCAGCUCAAGCCCAGCUGAGUGAGGCAAGGGAGCGUUACCAGCAGGGAAACGGCGGAGUAACUGAAAGGACCAGACUCCUGUCUGAGGUUACAGAAGAGCUAGAAAAGGUAAAACAAGAAAUGGAAGAAAAAGGCAGCAGUAUGACUGAUGGAGCUCCUUUGGUGAAGAUUAAACAGAGCUUAACGAAGCUGAAGCAAGAAACUAUUCAGAUGGACAUUAGAAUCGGUGUUGUGGAACACACAUUACUCCAGUCAAAAUUGAAGGAGAAGUCCAACAUGACCAGGGACAUGCAUGCCACAAUCAUUCCAGAAUCUGCAAUAGGCUCUUAUUAAAACAUAUCGUUUUUCAGGCUUCUGAUUAGUUGUUUUUUUUAAUAUCAAAUCAUACUUCAUGUUGCAUAGACUUCAAAACACAGUUAUUCCUUUUAAAGCAUGUUGAACGGGUAUUUUUUACAUAUAUACACACAUAUUGUAUGUGUGUAUACAUACAAUGAUGAUUAUGGAUGGUCAGAGCCUUUCAAUUGAAUAUAAUAUUUAAUAAAGUAAUGAAAAAUUCUCACUUUCAAA